Panicum virgatum (switchgrass) is the source of this 3683-nucleotide messenger RNA. Its product is annotated as casein kinase 1-like protein 3. Lineage: Eukaryota; Viridiplantae; Streptophyta; Magnoliopsida; Poales; Poaceae. Gene Ontology annotation, biological process: signal transduction; peptidyl-serine phosphorylation; endocytosis. Gene Ontology annotation, molecular function: ATP binding; protein serine/threonine kinase activity. Gene Ontology annotation, cellular component: cytoplasm; nucleus. The transcript is spliced from 18 exons. Bases 241 to 1500 code for a protein of 419 amino acids. The record is from RefSeq and is a predicted model, not a curated record.
ACUGCGGUGCGGUCGGAGGCCGAGACCCGGAGGACUUGGGGAGACCUGCUGGCUGGCUGCUGCAAAUCUAAUCCACAUUCCGAUCUUCUAGAAGCUUCAUUCAACCCCGCCGCUUUGGCUCCCCUCUCUCCCGUCCCCAUUUCGUCGCAGCAGUCCAAACCCUAGUUUAUUCCCCGCUCCCCUUCCUUCCGACGCGGCUCCGAGACAGGGUGAGCUGGGAGAGAGGACUAGGAGGAGGGUAUGGAUCGGAUCGUCGGCAGCAAGUACAAGCUCGGGCGCAAGAUCGGGAGCGGCUCCUUCGGCGAGAUCUACCUAGCGACGCACGUCGACACCUACGAGAUCGUCGCCGUCAAAAUCGAAAGCAGCAAAACCAAUCAUCCGCAGUUGCUAUAUGAGGCUAAACUGUACAAUGCUCUUCAGGGAGGGACUGGUAUUGCAAACAUCAAAUGGUGUGGCAUUGAUGGUGAUGAAAAUAUUCUUGUCAUUGAUUUGCUUGGGCCAAGCCUUGAAGAUCUUUUUGUUUAUUGUGGCCGGAGGUUCUCACUGAAGACAGUCUUGAUGCUCGCAGAUCAGAUCAUAACAAGAAUAGAAUUUAUGCAUUCUAAAGGUUAUCUGCACAGAGACAUCAAGCCUGAUAACUUCCUCAUGGGUCUUGGUCGAAAAGCUAAUCAGGUUUAUGUCAUUGACUUUGGGCUCGCCAAGAGAUAUCGUGACUCAACCACCAAUCGCCAUAUACCUUAUAGAGAAAAUAAAAACUUGACAGGCACAGCUCGCUACGCUAGUCGCAACACUCAUCUUGGGAUUGAGCAAAGCCGUAGAGAUGAUUUGGAAUCCAUUGGAUACGUUCUUCUGUACUUCCUCAGGGGAAGCCUUCCUUGGCAGGGCUUGAAAGCAGCCACGAAGAAACAAAAGUAUGACAAAAUAAGUGAGAAGAAGCUUUCGACUCCUAUUGAGGCUUUAUGUAAAUCCCAUCCUGUGGAAUUCGCUUCCUAUUUCCACUAUUGCCAUUCUCUGACAUUUGAUCAGCGGCCCGAUUAUAGUUUCUUGAGACGGCUCUUUCGAGAUUUGUUUGACCGUGAAGGCUAUCAGUUUGAUUAUGUCUACGACUGGACUUUGUUAAAGUGUAAGCAAUCCCAGAAGGCUAAGGCUAAACAAGGAUGCUCACAAGAUGCGGGUGCAAGCAGCCGUCCAGUUACAACGAAUGUGGACAAGCACAAAGUUAAUGUUGUACGCCCGGUUGAAGCUUCAGGUCUGGUUGAAGCAGAGCAACGCCCGGCAAUCAGAAUGCAAUUGAAGCCCAGUGCUGAAAAUAGCCGUUCAAAUAAUCUGCAUCAUGAUAGAUUGAGAGUGGCUGCUGGUCCUGAUAAUGCAUUAAAGCAAUCCACAUCAUUUGGCCGUGUUGAUGCUCCGAGGAACACUGCGGCUAUCUCAAAAACAUAUGGGUCUUUCGAUCCACAUACUCGUGGAAGUUACAGUCCUGGGCCCUCUAACCACAUUUGACCUUUGGAUCAUUUAGUUCCUAUAAAUGCAUGGGGGACAUUCAGUAAACAGUUGACUUUAAGAGAUGAUUUUGUUCACCACCCAGACAGCCAAUAUUUUCCUGGGACUUUAUUGGCAUGGUAACAACUUGGUCCGCAAUGUGCUGGGGCUGCCUGAUGUGGUUUUUGGAAGAAUCCUGGUCAAAGUUAUAUGUGUUUAUUCCUGAUGCAUGAAGCCAUUGCUGAAAGGAAAAUAGCUGUCAGGUUUUUGUGGGGACAUCUGUAUUGCUUGAGGUGAUUACUACCAACCAGAAAUAUUGGUUGGUGCUGAUUAUGAAUUCAGCAUCAGUUGUUGUUCUGGUCUUAUUAUUCUUUUCCGUCUGUGGAUAAUAUGGAACGUGCUUAGGGAUCUCAGCAAUCUAUUUUGUAUUUUAUACAAGUGGAUACAUUGUAACCCCUCAUUUGUCUGGGCUCGUUGAUUCAGGGUCCUUUCCAAAUAUAAUAAUGAUGCAUGUAUUCCAUGCUUAAAGAAAAUAAGGGAAUUUCACCAGGAUAGCUUUCAUUUUAAUUAGGGGCCAGCAGCAGGGAAAUGUGUGUGCUCUACCCAGUUUGCGACGUGCAACUUGUUUAACAUAAGAUGACAUGAUAUUCAACUUGGAUUGGGUGCAGCUUCCAAUGUGUAUGGCACUAAAUCGAACCAUACAAAGAUUCCGUAGAAGAAUCUAGGAAGUUUAUGAUUUGGUUUGCAUGCAUGAACCGCUGACUGUUUUUCGCUGCUUCACCCGUUUGCCUAUCUGCCAACAAAUGCUUAGGCAUGUGAAAAUUGAUCAAGCUUGUUCAUCCCUGUUACUAUAUUAAACUUUCAAGAGCUACAUACUGCAGCUCAAGGGCUCAGGGUAAAGGUUAUUGCAACUCAAUCUACACCAAUCUGUUUGAGAGGAGGGUUUAUGAACUCAUUUGUAUGCACAGAGAUGUCACAAGCCAAUGAACCGAAGUGAAAAAAAACAAUUCCACUGACAAGGUUACCCCAGUGUUUUGGCAAGUCAGUGUUGUCAAAUGCAUAAAAAGAGAUGAAUGGUGCACGUUUGAUCAGUGUUGUCAAAUGCAUAAAAAGAGAUGAAUAGUGUACGUUUGAACUGACUACGUUUCAACAAAAACAUUCUUUGUAGACCAGCUUGAAGCAGAGGAACAUAGGUGAUACUGGUUCUCCUGGUAAUAGCCCUAGCUCAUGCACCACCUGCCCUCCAACCAGCUUCACCACCUUGGUGGUCUUGUAGAUGUUUUUGGUACCAUUGGUGAUCAGCUUUAACGCAGCAUGAAUCUCAGAGUUGAGCUGCACAACUGCUUACCUGAUUGCAGUGCGGAGGGAUCAACAUUGUAUACCAGAGCACAUGUGUUUCUUCUUUCGUACUCAAGUUACACUUGUAGGCUAAUUCCAGCACUUAAUUCCUGUCUUCAGGGUGUACCCCAACUUUACCAGCGGACUGCAGAACUUCAGAUAUGAGCAUACAUGCUGUUGAGGUGGAGUGGUUGUCGAAGUAGAUUGUAUCACCUUGUAUUCCUGGUGUCUGCGGAGGCCAUCAUCUUCACUGCUGUGGUGCUUGUGUGCCAGCCUCAACGGUCUGGUCUGACCAAUGGUGUGGUGGUUUUGCAUAAAUGGAGCUGUGUAGUAGGGACUGGGUAUGUGAGCAGCAAUGACCUUUGGAGAAUGGAUCCUUAAUUCUUUGUGGCACUGCUGGAGCUUUAUGUUUGACGGUUGACGCUCAGGGCAGAGUCAGCUCUGCUACUCGGCGUCCACAACCAACCUGUGGACCUGCCAGUGGCAGAAUUGUGCACAGGAUUGCAGUGGGACCUGUUUGUUUUGUUACCUACAGAUGUGGGUAUGAAAUUCCAAGUAGACAAGUACCAGAAACGGUUGGUUGGAGAUGAGCUCGUGACUUCACCUGUGGACGGUGGUGCAGGUUGGUGCUCGUAAUACAAAGUAAUGCGUUGAUCCACCUAUCCCCAUUGACUAUUACCACGUAUGUAUAUUGGCAACUGUUUCAUGGUCGUUGGGUCUCAGCAAAUCUAUACAAUUGUCCCGCACGGUUACUCACAUUUUUACUAGAUUAUUUCUAGCACCGCUCUUCUAUCCAUCAAUAUUUGACUAUAAAUAAACUUUAAUGUCGCUUAAAUAUGCUCCCUCAAUCUUCAAUACUGUCAAAA